Messenger RNA from Adineta steineri, 429 nucleotides. Lineage: Eukaryota; Metazoa; Rotifera; Eurotatoria; Adinetida; Adinetidae. The record is from the annotation of a GenBank genome assembly.
AUGCCUACAAUUAUUUGGCUUGGUACUGAUUCGAACAAUCCAAGUAAUAGUUUUUUGAUUAAAUUAAAUGAUUAUCAAGAUGUACAAACAUUCACUAAUAUUGAUCAAUGUAUCUCUUACAUAAAAUCUCAUCCUGAACAGAUUAUAUUUUUAAUUGUUCCUGGUACUUUUAGUUCACAAAUUGUACCAGAAAUCUAUGAAUUAUCAAGUAUUUCUAUGAUAUUUGUUUUUUGUUCAAAUAUGAAAGCACAUAUAGACUGGGCGAUAGGUUUUAGUGAUAAAUUAAGUAUGUUUGAUCAUGAAGAUGAUUUAUUACAAAACUUAUGGUCCGAAAUUGAGAAUUAUUCACGAGAACAAUCAAAACAAUAUAUAAAAUUUGCAGAUGAAUGUAAAGAACGUUCAAAACAACUACAACAAUCAUGUGGAUAA